AUGCAAGCGACCCUGGAACGGUACCUAUCCAUCCAGAAAUAUCCAUGCAGUCUGAUAAAUAGUCUGGAGUUCUCAUCUUCAAGGGCUGUUCUUGAAGCAAAAGCAAAACAACUACGAAUGAAUGGUUACGGCAAGAGAAAGAAUCGCGCCCUGCCUUACAACUCUGCCGAAGAAGAGUCCUUCUGGUCAAGUGGUCUGUUAAGCGACCACGAUGGAGUGGCUCUCACAAACCUUAACUUCAAAAAUUUGUCCAAGCACUUCGGAUUUCGUGGCCGUCAAGACCAUUACGACGCUUAUGUACAAGAUUUUGAAGUUGCGUGGAUCCAGAUCCAGGGAGGAGAAUUGGCAAAGUGCGUGCGUUUCAAUAAAAAUCCAACAAAGACCCGUUCCGGUGGCCUUUCAGCAAAACACAGAGAAACUCCUCAAGAGAUGUGGGCCACAGACGGUGGACUAAGAGAUCCGGUCCGGCUUUUUGAAGAAUUUCUGAGAAGGCGCCCAUUAGAAAUUCGAACCUCUGGGCCUUUGUACUUGGCAAUAAUACAGCGUCCGAAAACCGAAGAUUGGUAUGCCAAGUCCAGGAUGGGCGAACACAAACUUGGCAGCAUUAUGAAGACCCUAGCACAGACGAUCAGCAUUGAUGGAAAGAAGAUUUCAAAUCAUUCCACCAGAAAAGCAGUUGUCGCCAAAUUGAAGAAAGCCGGACAACCAAGGCACAAAAUGAUUCAAAUCACGGGCCAUGCAAACGAAACCUCGCUCGAUGACUACGACGAA
Messenger RNA from Porites lobata, 771 nucleotides. The record is from the annotation of a GenBank genome assembly. Lineage: Eukaryota; Metazoa; Cnidaria; Anthozoa; Scleractinia; Poritidae.